AGUUUGUUGUAAAGGGUUUCGUAUUGUUAAUACUAUGCCUCGAGUGCGUAUUCCUCAACUUAGUGAGUUUGGGAGAGGACGAAUUGUUACCUUACGUGAGACAGGUUUUUCAGUUAUCAGAUAUUAUCAGACAUGGACCCAAGAAGGCCAAGAGCACAGCUAAGGGCACCGGUCUUCGCAGGGGAACAACAGCGCUAUACAGUUCCAGCCCUGGAAGAAUUCCUCCUUGGGAAUUGGAAAAAGUGAGAGUGAAUCUUAAACUCAGCCAUACUGCAAAAGAUGGUAAUCAAGAUAUCUUUAGGGCAGAAUUCAACAAACUCCUCACAACUUACACUGGAUUCAUAGUUAUUUACACCGAUGGAUCAAAAACCCAAGAAGGAUGUACUUGUGAUCCAAAACCAAAUAUCACAGUUUCGACCCAUCAAGGUCUCAUCGAUGAUGCUAGGCCGAACUACUCAACUGACCUAAAAAGAAUGAUGAAGAUAUUCCCCUCGAAUAUGCUACAUAUUUUUUUCCUCUUCACGUCUUAUGUUUCACAAACUAAUACGGAAACUUUCACCAUCGGGUAUCUAACAGGAUCACAAAGAAAACCAGGAGAUUUAGAGUACCCAAGACCAGGACUAACUAUUUCGGGGGCAAUAUCUCUGGCUGUUGAAGAAGUAAAUAAGGGUCCUCUAGCGAAAAGAGGCCAUAAGCUGGAUUUCAUAGUGGCUGAAACAUAUGGUGAAGAGAUUAUCAGUGUACAAAAAACUGCAGAUUUAUGGACAAGGAAUGUAUCUGUUUAUGUUGGUCCUCAAGAGACCUGCGAACAUGAAGCCUUCAUGGCGGCCGCCUUCAACGUACCGAUGAUAUCGUAU
Messenger RNA from Leptinotarsa decemlineata (Colorado potato beetle), 857 nucleotides. RefSeq names its product guanylate cyclase 32E. Gene Ontology annotation, cellular component: plasma membrane. NCBI's taxonomy places the organism in Eukaryota, Metazoa, Arthropoda, Insecta, Coleoptera, Chrysomelidae. Gene Ontology annotation, biological process: receptor guanylyl cyclase signaling pathway; protein phosphorylation; cGMP biosynthetic process. The record is from RefSeq and is a predicted model, not a curated record. Gene Ontology annotation, molecular function: protein kinase activity; adenylate cyclase activity; peptide receptor activity.